AUGUUAGCUUUUGCAUUUGCCCCUUUGGCCCCGUUGGAUGUCAACAGAGUUGUUUGGUUUGGAUUUGCAUCUCCAAGAUCGGUUGAGCCAGCCAUAAGCAGCAAGACCAAACAGCUCAUUGGAAACCGAGAAAAUUGCUUCGAACUCUAUGGAUUUGAUGUCCUUGUGGAUAGUGACUUAAAGCCAUGGCUGCUGGAAGUGAACUUGAGCCCAAGCAUGCAGGCUGAACCUCCACUCGACUGGCAAAUCAAGAGCUCUCUGUUGGCGGACACUUUCAACCUUGUUGGAAUUGGCUCGAACGAGAAACCCACUCCAAAGCUUGAACGCCUGAGAGGGUCUUAUUCCCAGCCUUGGAAGCAAGCAAACAAGGAAACUCCAAAAGUGGAUAUUCCGGACAUAGAUGACAGCCAUGCGCCACUGGUUUUAAAUGCGCUUUCUGAUGCGAACUUGAAGAUGCUGACGAAGUCCAUUGGAGAACGCUCGCGAUGCCACAAUUUUGUGGUGCUCUUCCCAACGCGCGCUGCUGUGAAACGCUAUGGCAUGAUUACGGAAGCUCGAGCCCAGUCAGCACCUCGGACUGGUCUCACUGGGCUCAUGGCCAAGUUGAAUCGCUGUGUAUCGCAGUCUCAGAUGCUGGCGUCCAUACUCUAUGGUCCGUAUCCUUCGAGAUCUAUCACAGAGGUGAAAAGACUAUCUUCUAGGGAGACGUUAGACCAGCUAUUUCUUGAUGACGUGGAUGAUUGGCCGACAGAAGAACCAAUAGAACAGCGGAACCGCGUGGUGGCAGACCUGGAUACCAUUUUGCAGGCUUCAAGUCCGAUCACCUGGAAGGAUCCCAGACCCGCCUUUUUCGCAAAGCCUCUUCCUGCUGCUGUGAACCCUACAGUGGAAACGGAGCUGCGUCAGACCGCUCUUAGCUCGGCAUGGCGGGCGCUGGGUGCAUUGUCAGGUACUUCCAGAAGAAGUUCAGUCGUAAAGGCUGGUGAGUUUGCGGAGGAGCAGACCAAGCAGAAGCAAAGAGAACACUCAGAUGAGCAGGCAGAAGAUUCAUCUUCAAGUGCAAGUGACUGCAUGCAAUCUACUGCUUUAAGUGGAUCUCGCCUUCUUUUGAUGGAAUAUCUGAUCCGCAUGGAGGCCACUUGUGACAGUCUGGGACCUGCUGGGCGUGCUCGUCUGGUACAAAGCGCAUCCUAUGCACGGCUGUCCAAGUUUCAGCGCCACCUGCCCAAAGUUGCUGCGAAGUUAGCGAGCUUGAGCAAAUAUUCUCUCAUUCCUCCAGAGGCGAUCUCAGAGAAUGGAUGUUUGGUGGAGGAUAUGACGGCAGUUUGCCGAGAAAGCCUAGACUUUCUGGAACGUUUGGCCUGGCGAGAGGCACAAGGUGACCAUGAGAGAGUCAUUGGCCCGCGGCGUGCAUCCGGAGAUCAAUCCAGCCUCCCCAAGCGUCUUCCUGCUUCGUUGCUUCAACACAAGCACUGCCGGCGUUUGCUAAAGGCCUUACCAGAUCUCCAAGUUUCGGAUUUAGAAAAGUUGUUGCGAGCACAUCUAACUGAAGAGUUUGGUGAUGAUGCCACCCUGCAGAGAAUGCUGGAAUGCUUUCGUGAUCCAGAGGUUUGUGAGGAGCAACUCUGCACUGACUUCCGUAGGUCUGCUUCAAUUCAGCCAGGUGUAAUCAAGGAGCCAACAUUUAGCCUGCAAAAGUCUAGAUCGAGCAUGCUGCCAGUUAUCCAGGGGGAGUGCGGAGCUCGAACCAUGUGCACCUCGGAGGGCCGACGCAAGCCACCUGGCCCUUUAUCUGAGAUACUCAGUGCAGCCAUCACAAAGAGGGAUCAGCUGCCUUCACAGCGAUCGGGCCGAAGACCUCAAACCAACAGCCGCCAAGCACGAACGCCUGUCAACUUGCGAGGUAUCUACAACUCCACCUUGGCCUCCUGGAAAGCCUCCAGCCGGCCUUUGGCUGCGGACAAAGAGCCCAAAGUCAUGGCGAGCGCUGUCAUGAUGCCCGUGCCGCGGUUCGUGUCAGUGCGGAGGUCUCGUAGCAAGUCCUACGCUUUGCCGGAGCUUCCAGAGGUCAAAGCCGCUGCGGAGGGCUCUCGGGUUGGAGAUCACAGAGACGUGGCAGAAUCUCCAGGAGCCAGAGCAGCCUGUCAUGCUGCUACAAACAUCAAGUUCGAUAUAGAGCUUUGA
Durusdinium trenchii is the source of this 2184-nucleotide messenger RNA. The record is from the annotation of a GenBank genome assembly. NCBI's taxonomy places the organism in Eukaryota, Dinophyceae, Suessiales, Symbiodiniaceae.